ACAUAUUUAUGAUUCAUACUUCCUUGUUGUCAGCCCUGAUUCAUAGGACCAUGGUUGACCGAUUGGUAAAUAGCGAGGCUAAUGCCAGACGUAUUGCUAUGGUUGAAAACUGCUUUGGCAGUUCUGGCCAGCCACUUGCAGUACCUGGAAGAGUCUUAGUUGGAGAAGGUGUGUUAACAAAAAUGUGUAGGAAAAAGCCUAAACCAAGACAAUUUUUUUUAUUUAAUGAUAUAUUGGUUUAUGGAAAUAUUGUAAUGAAUAAAAAAAAGUACAACAAACAACAUAUCAUACCACUUGAAGAAGUCAAACUUGAAUCUUUAAUUGAUGAUGGUCAAUAUCGCAAUGGCUGGCUCAUAAAAACAGUAACAAAGUCAUUUGCUGUUUAUGCUGCUACUGCAACAGAGAAACAAGAAUGGAUGGCUCAUAUUACAAAAUGUAUUGAAGAUUUAUUAAGAAAAAGUGGUAAAAAACCAGUUGAAGUUCAUGCAGCUGUUUGGGUACCAGAUAAUGAAGCUACAAUUUGUAUGCAUUGUAAUAAAACACAAUUUACAGUCUUAAAUAGACGGCAUCAUUGUAGGCAGUGUGGAGCUGUUGUAUGUGGACCUUGUAGCAAUAAAAAAUUGUUAUUACCUGGACAAGGAAAUGGAAAAGCAGUUAGAGUUUGUCUACAAUGUUAUGAUGCAGCCAGUAAAGUAAAAGCAUCAUCUCCAUCUACUGUUGAUAAUUUAAAUAAUAAAGAUCAACAGCGUAAUUCAGCAGAUAGUUCAGGAGGUGAUAGUUCUGGUGAUGAUGAUGAUGGAAACAAAGAAGAAAAUCAUGAUCAUGAGGUGAGUAAUUUUUAUAAUAUUGAUAAUAAUUAAAAAUUUAUCAAAUUUUUAAUAGUUUGUUAUAUAUCUUUUUUGUUAUAGCCUAAAUUUUAUUCUACGCUUGCCCGAUGAAGUUAACUACAUUUUAUAUUAAACAACAAUAUGAAUAAGAACAUAUUCAGAAUUAUAUUUUUAAAAGUUGAUAACUUCAAAUUGUCAAUAAUAUUAUAACUAAUAGUAAUUUAAAGAUUGUUAAAACUAUUUUUAAAUUAUAUUUAUGCAAAGAAUUAGAAACAUAUCUGUAUAUAAAGAAUUCAAAUAAUUUUGUAUUAAAUUUUGAAAUUUAAUAUUUUAAUAUGUAUAUCUAAUUUAUGAAUAACUUUGAAGAUAUCAUUGACAUUAAGAAUUAAAUAGUAUAUUAUUUUAAUAUUUACAAAAAGAAUUGAAAGAUAGAAGAUUACUAUUUUUUUAACUCUAUAUUUUGUAAAAAAAAUUCAUGAAAUUUUGACCAUUUAUACUUAUAUCGUCUUGUUAUACUAAAGUAUUUCGAUAUAUAUUCUUAUUAGAUUCUAUUUUAUCUAAUUUUCGUUGAUAUGAUAUUUUAUGAAUAUAUGCCACAUUGUGCCUUUCUUAAUGAAAUAUUUGUCUUUUCUACUGUUUGUAAACAGAUAAUGUUAAUUUUAGAAAAAGAACAUUAUAUAUAAUAAAUUUUAAACAUAUACAUAUAUAUAAUAUAAAAUCAAAAUUCAGUUUAAUUACUUGUAUUAUAAAAUUAAACGAAAUCUUUAUAAAAUAUUAUAUCGCAAAAUAAAAUAAAUUUAAUUAUAUUUAAUCAAAAAA
Messenger RNA from Apis cerana (Asiatic honeybee), 1646 nucleotides. RefSeq names its product pleckstrin homology and FYVE domain containing family member rush hour (gene rush). Gene Ontology annotation, biological process: endosome to lysosome transport; endosome organization. Gene Ontology annotation, molecular function: metal ion binding; phosphatidylinositol binding. Lineage: Eukaryota; Metazoa; Arthropoda; Insecta; Hymenoptera; Apidae. Gene Ontology annotation, cellular component: early endosome. The record is from RefSeq and is a predicted model, not a curated record.